Molecule: messenger RNA, 618 nt
Organism: Lathyrus sativus (Indian pea)
Lineage: Eukaryota; Viridiplantae; Streptophyta; Magnoliopsida; Fabales; Fabaceae
Source: the annotation of a GenBank genome assembly
AUGUACAAUCAUAUGUAUGCUCGAAAACGUGGACUUAAACCACAUUUUGAGGAAGGAGUUAAAAUGUUUAUUACAUGGGCAUUUAAUCAAGAAUGUGGUCAGAGAGAAGGAGGAGUAAGAUGUAUGUGUCUUAAAUGUGGAUGUAGACAUAUAAUAAGUAAUCUGGAAGAAGUAGAAACUCAUUUGAAGAGAAAGGAAUUUAAGGAAAAUUAUUGGGUUUGUACAUCAAAUGGAGAAGAAAUGUCGAUGAAUAUGCCAGAGACUAGAAAUUUACAACAGGGUUCAAGUAGUCGAUCACAGAUGGAAUAUGAAGAACAAUUUAAUCUACAUGAUGACAUGAUUGGCGAUGCUUUAGGGGUGAACAUGGCCUAUAAUGAACAACAAGAUAGUGAUGGGGAAGAGUUGCCGAAUGAGAAAGCUCAAAAUUUUUAUCAGUUGUUGAAAGAAAUAAACACACCAUUGUUUGAGGGUUCUUCAAACUCUAAAUUAUCUAUGUGUGUGAGAUUAUUUGUCGCGAAGUCAAACUGGAAUGCUCCUUUGCCUCAGUCUAGUCAAAGGCUCAGCAAACUAUGCCCUAGUUUAGUCAGGGGGCUCAGCAGACUAUGCCUCAGUCUAUGA